AUAAAUAAAGCCGUGCACCGGAGAAUACAGCUCUUAAAAAAAAAAAAAUAAAUGUCUGUGCUGAGUGCGCAUGCGUGAGAGCAGGUCCAACAUGGCGGCCGCAGAGCUGCGCGCUGCGGAUUCAGACUCUCAAACCGAGAAUAAAGUGUUUAAAGCGGAUCGUGCCGCUGAGUUUAACACUGUCACAAACACUAGAGUAAAUAAUGCCCCAAGUAAAGAGUCUGAGGAGGAGCAGCUGAAGCGAGUUCUGACAGAUUCUCACUGUCACGUGUGCGACGCCGUCCUGGUGCACGUCUCCCAGAGGAACGCACACUACCAGGGUAAAAAACACGCCAUGAAACUCAAGACGUAUCUGCAGACGCUCCGAGGACAGAGGACGGACGAGGCGGGUGUGCGCUGGUUGCCGGGCGACAGGGAGCGCUUCUGUUCUCUGUGUAACAUGGUGUUCAGCUCCGCGGUGGUGGCCAAGUCUCACUACGACGGAAAAGUCCACGGCAAAAACCUCCGGAAGCGCGGCCUCCCCCCUGACGCUGUUUUCACCUCCUCUGAACCGUCUGCUCCUCUGGACUCUUCCUCUGCUCCUUCCUCUUCCUCUGCUCCUUCCUCUGCUCCUCUGACACCUCCUAACCCCUCUGAAGGUCACGUGUGCUCUGCGUCUUCCUCUGCACCCUCCUCCCUCUCCUCCUCCUCCUCUUUCCUUUCUCCAUUUUCUUCUCCAUCCUCUGCUCCCUCCCAAACAACUCUCACACCUGCUCCUUCCUCUGCACCUGCUCCUUCCUCUGCACCUGCUCCUUCCUCUGCACCUGCUCCUUCCUCUGCACCUGCUCCUUCCUCUGCAUCCUCUGCAUCUUCUGUUCCCUCCAUCACAGCUUCAUGUGCUGCUGAGUCAUCCUCUGUUCCUCCUCUCGCCUCCUCUGUUCCUCUUCCCUCCUCCUCCUCCUCCUCUGCUCGCCUUGACUCGGACCCGGCUCGGUUCUGCUCUCUGUGCUGCGUGUCCUUCACUCACAGACAGGUGGCGCUGCAGCACUACAGCGGCAAAAAACACCAGAGGAACCGGAGCCGCCAGGAAGUUCUACAGAAACUGGAGAUGGACGACGGGGUCAAAGGUGGUGGUCUCCAUUGCGCCCUCUGCUGUCUGAGCUUCAGUUCUGUGGAGAUGUUUCAGUCUCACGUGGGCGGAGCCAAACACAUCAACAAGGAGCUGAAGGUUCAGGAGAUUUGUCGCUCUCAACAGAAAGUCUACAGCUCCUUUAACGACGAGCUCCAGGAUUAUAUCAAAGUCCAGCAGGUCCGAGGGCUGCGUCCAAAACCUGCUCUCGGCAACAAGGACGCGAGCAAGGACACGAAGAAGGACGCAGAGCAAGGACACGAACAAGGACGCGAGUGAGGAUC
Messenger RNA from Boleophthalmus pectinirostris (great blue-spotted mudskipper), 1392 nucleotides. It is a transcript of the gene zmat1, whose product is annotated as zinc finger matrin-type 1. Lineage: Eukaryota; Metazoa; Chordata; Actinopteri; Gobiiformes; Gobiidae. The record is from RefSeq and is a predicted model, not a curated record. The transcript is spliced from 7 exons. Gene Ontology annotation, molecular function: nucleic acid binding; zinc ion binding. The coding region runs from base 71 to 1387 and encodes 438 amino acids.